Myripristis murdjan (pinecone soldierfish) is the source of this 4181-nucleotide messenger RNA. Its product is annotated as transmembrane protein 184B-like. The transcript has 9 exons. The record is from RefSeq and is a predicted model, not a curated record. Lineage: Eukaryota; Metazoa; Chordata; Actinopteri; Holocentriformes; Holocentridae. The coding region runs from base 578 to 1831 and encodes 417 amino acids.
GUGCAUUGCGCAUGCGCAAAACUCAAUAUUGGGGAGUUUCGCUGGCUGCUGCGCCGUCGGUACCUUUGAGGUACCGAUGUGAAGGAAGCAACUGCCUAAUUGAUCAGAUAUGGACGGAAAAACACCAAGAUAUGUAAACUGUUACGUUUCAGAGAGGGGGUUGAAAGUUUUUGAGCGGAAUUAAUUAGUUCCUUCCCUUUUAAACGUGUUCUCUCAUCUUGCUUUGAUUGGACUUGACGAGAAGGAGCAGCAGCAACAGUAAGCUAGCGACAGGCUAAGUAGCUGGCUAACGAUAGCUAGCACCGAGCAGCGUUCACAGUUAACACUCAACGGACGACUCUUGCCAGCUUGACAAAAAAAAAAAAAAAAAAAAACAGGAAAGCUUUUCUGGCUGCUACCAGACAUGCAGUGAAAAUAUUCAGUUAACGUUACCCGGCGGCCGUUUGAAUGUUAGCUGUUAGCCAAAAUAUUAACUUUUCACACUCAACGGGUUGGCAGUCGACAUUAGCGGAUAAGCUAAAUUGAUGCUUGGAUUCAGAAAACUGCAGCCCGUGCAAGUCCAACAACUGCAGAGGAGAUGAGUCAACUUUGGCGGCGAGACAUACCCAUGUCAGAGAGGUUGGGCAAUGACUCUCCUGUGGGUGUCGCCCCAGGGCCCCCAGCCACCACGGCUCCUCAAGGGUCCAACUCCUCCUGGGUACCAGAGGCUCCGUUGGUCAGACCUGAAGAGCCCAUUUUCCUCAUGACCCCUACUGCCCAAACCAUAUCAGGCUUCUUUGUUUGGACAGCCCUUCUCAUCACCUGUCACCAGAUCUACAUGCACCUGCGUUACUACAGCUCUCCAAAUGAACAGAGACACAUAGUGAGGAUCCUCUUUAUAGUCCCCAUCUACGCCUUUGAUUCCUGGCUCAGCCUUCUCUUCUUCACCAAUGAGGAGUACUAUGUCUACUUCGACACAGUCCGAGACUGCUACGAGGCCUUUGUCAUCUACAACUUCCUCAGUCUGUGUUAUGAGUAUCUGGGUGGAGAAAGUGCCAUCAUGGCUGAGAUCAGAGGGAAACCCAUUGAGUCAAGCUGUGUGUAUGGGACCUGUUGCCUGUGGGGCAGGACCUACUCCAUUGGUUUCCUCAGGUUUUGCAAACAGGCGACUCUGCAGUUCUGUGUGGUGAAGCCUCUGAUGGCCGUGAUCACUGUCAUUCUGCAGGCUUUUGGAAAAUACAGAGAUGGAGACUUCAAUGUGGCUAGUGGCUAUCUGUAUGUCACCAUCAUCUACAACAUCUCUGUCAGCUUGUCGCUGUACGCGCUCUUCCUCUUCUACUUUGCGACACGUGACCUGCUCGUCCCCUAUAGCCCGGUUCUCAAGUUCUUCAUGGUAAAGUCAGUCAUCUUCCUCUCCUUCUGGCAGGGAAUGCUGCUGGCCAUCCUAGAGAAGUGUGGAGCCAUCCCUCAGGUCAGCUCUGCUGAAUUCUCUGUAGGUGAGGGCACAGUCGCUGCUGGUUACCAAAACUUCAUCAUCUGCAUCGAGAUGUUCUUUGCUGCUGUGGCUUUGCGCCAUGCCUUCACGUACAAAGUCUACAUGGACAAGAGACUGGACUCUUAUGGUCGCUGUGCCCCCAUGAAGAGCAUCUCCAGCAGCUUGAAGGAGACCAUGAACCCUGGCGACAUGGUCCAGGAUGCCAUCCAUAACUUCUCCCCUGCCUACCAGCAGUACACCCAGCAGUCCACCCUGGAGCAGUGCGGGGGCCCGCCUCUCUCCCGCAGCCACAGUAACCUCAGCGCCCGGGGUGACAAUGAGAAGACCCUGCUGCUCAGCUCAGACGACGAGUUCUAAGACACUCUCUCUUUCUCACACACACACACACACACACACACAUGCACACGCACAGAGGCUCUUAAAGCUCACAUGGGUUUUAUUAGCUAGGUUACACAAAAAAAUCUUUCAAUCGCUACCUGAACAGGACGAAUCAGUUUUUAUGAUUUUUUCCCCCAUGCUUGGUAGUAGUAGGAAGAACAGAUUCAUGUCACAUUUUUGAAAUGGUUCAGUAAUGCUCCACUGGAGAAGAGAGAGUAGAAAGGGAUGGUCCAAUUUUUAUUUAAAAAAAAAAAAGGAAAUGAGGGGAUAAUUGUUGAACAAAGGGGAAAGAUGAAGAGGAGGGAGUAGGUGCAACUGCUAUGGCUAGAAAAUAGAGGAGUUGACAGUUUUGACAUUGUAUUCAUGAACUUUCAAGAGUUGUCAUUGACUUGCGUUUAAGUUGAACCACUGCAUUGCUCUUGUAAUUCACUGAUUUCAUAUAGGUCAUUGCUCAUAGAAAAUACAGUAUCUACAUGCACCUUUGAAUAUGGAUCAAUACAAGUAAACCUUAAUGCUGCACUUAACACACCACAGUAUGGCACAUAGAUACAGUAUAAUUGCUAGAACAAGCAAGUGCCAUGCUCAGCUGAAACACAUAGCAUACUUCAGUCUUCUUUUUAAUUUAAUUUAACUCCUCACUCCUCUUGCAACUCUGCCUCUUACUGAAACAUUGCCAAAAACAGGGAGCGACAUCCCAUCACCCCAGUUCACAAGACACACAGUCUUGUUUCAGAUUUGACAAUGUUAUAAGCCUUUGAAUUGCUGGACUUUAUUUUAAUAUAUAUGGUUUUAUUGCAAAUAAUUAUUUUAUUUAUAUGUAAAACCUUACAGAUAUGACUCAUUUAAAAGUUAGCCUGUUGGAAAACGUAAUUCCAGAGAUGUUUUUAAGUAUACUAUGUAUGUGUUAUUGUUAUGUUGUGUGUUCAUAUGAACAAGUGGAACAGUAAUAAAGUGUAAUAGUAGGACUCCAGCUGUUUGCCUGACUGGGGCUCUACCUACAAUGUUAUAAAGAGUUGUUUAUGGAACAUUGAGGGGAACAGCUGUGAGAGAGAUUUUAGUGCUGGCCAGAGGGCUGAUGGAUGGACAACGCCCACACAGAUUACAGAUUACUGAGAAAGCAACACUUGUCAGCAGAGCUGGCCCAGCUGUGGUGUGCUGUGGAUUGUAAUCCUAUAAUUGGGGCAUUAUGCACUGCACAGAUCAGGUCUGCUUCUACUGGCACUCUUGAUAAUGGGUCACUCUGCUAUGAUAGGGUAGUGAUGAAGCUGUGGUUUGCGAGGGCAGACAGAUGAGGCCAGUCAAGUAUAUUAUGGUACAAACAAGGCUUUAAAUCUGGCAGCACUUACAUCUGAAGCAGGAGCACACUGGUUUUCAAAAGUUGGCAUGUAAAUGGAACAAAGUGUGAGGUCCCAGGGUUGGUUCAGAAAGGUGUACAGUAGGAACACACGACUGAAAGCCAAGUGAUGAAAUUGGGGAGUGGACAGAAACUGAAAUUAAAUCAAAACCCUCACCCUUGAUGUUGAGAAUGAUAUUAAAUCCAGACCCCAGGGAUCAUAUGAACCACACUGGUAGUUCAUACUAUGAUAAACUCAUUUUUAAGAUACUGUUUUGGCAGUUUUUUGCUCUCUACAAGCCACAUUUUGACAUGCACCCCAGGCAAAGUGUUCAAAUACCUUUCUGAUCUAAAAAUCUUAUUCAGUGAUUGUGGUUGUUGAAUUGUGGAUUCCACCAGUAGGUGGAAAACUUGGUUUCUUUCACCGACUGCCUCCCCACAUCUCAUCCAACCAAUUUCCAUACAAACACACACAUUAAUCAACACACUGGUUAUUUAACCUCUCUCUACUGAGACCCCUAAAGUUUCAGGUAACAACAGUACUCCACUCAAAAGCUAAGGUUGACUGAAUUUGUCAUAAAACUACCUUGUUCUUGGUUUUGUUGCAAAUGAGUGAAAUUGUAUGCCUUAUUUGUAUUUGCCCCUAAGGUAACAGCAUAUCUCAAGUGUCGAUUUGACACAUUUAUCAAAUGCUACUUUUGAUACUAUGUGAUUUAAAAAAUGUAUCUUGAUGACAAAGCUGAAUAUAUUAUAACAGAAAGGAAUAAAUAUUGUAAAUAGAGUUUUAAAAAGCACUGCAGAACAUUCAUGGUGACGACUAUAAUACUUAAGUUGGAGUAGUGCUUUGUUUUGUAUUUUCAUGACUCAUUCUUUUUUAUUUUCUGUUUUAUAAUUUUUCUUCAUUUGUAUAUUGGUAAUAUUAUCUUUAGGUUUGAUGCUAUAUUUGUCUCUGUUGGUGUUGAAAAGGUAAUAAAAGGCAAUAGACAACUGGAAAAA